This is a messenger RNA of Cavia porcellus (domestic guinea pig), 7596 nucleotides long. RefSeq names its product MINDY lysine 48 deubiquitinase 1 (gene Mindy1). Gene Ontology annotation, cellular component: cell periphery; cytosol. Lineage: Eukaryota; Metazoa; Chordata; Mammalia; Rodentia; Caviidae. The record is from RefSeq and is a predicted model, not a curated record. Gene Ontology annotation, molecular function: K48-linked deubiquitinase activity; cysteine-type deubiquitinase activity; cysteine-type carboxypeptidase activity. The transcript is spliced from 11 exons. The coding region runs from base 5720 to 7141 and encodes 473 amino acids. Gene Ontology annotation, biological process: protein K48-linked deubiquitination.
GUCCAGCACGCAUAGGGAGAAGCCCAGAUCCAACAGCUGCUGCUGUCCAGCCUGCCCCCCCCUCACUGGGCAGGACUCUUGCUCUUCCCUGUUCUCACCAAGAGAGGCACAAGUGCACCGUCUCUUCCAGCGGCAGGCAAAGGGAAGAGAAAGGAAAACUGAGAGAGAGGAACACAGACAGGGAGAGGAAAAAGCAAAACCACAAACUUCCUUUGGAAACCAGUUUGGAUGCAGGGCCUGGAGCACAUGCUGGAGACUCAGCCACUCAGGAAUCCUGAAUACGCCUGGAGAGUGAGCCCAGGAGCACCUGGACUGCGUCCUACUUGCCUUCACCCUGCUGUGGUGCCCCGAGCCCUGGGUGUGAGUCCGGAAGUGACCACAACGCAGCUAGCCCCAGCCAUGCUUGCUCUGAACCUGUGUCAACCUGCAUAAGCUUGGCGUUGACAGCCGGGAGGCAGUGAGCUCUGGUGGCCCUUGCUGACCUCCUCCUCCUUAAACCUCCAGAGCUGAACCCUCUCGCUUGGUCCUGGAACUGCACCCAUUUCUGUAAGCUCCGGGGAGUUGGCAGCUGGCUCUCCUUUGAUCAGUGGUCUCUGGAAGUCUGGCUUGCUUGAAGGAGAAUGGAAAGGAGAUCCUGGUGGUCCCUUCAUUUCCUCCCAACCAAGUUCUUCCCCUUUUCUUUGGGAGCAGAUAGACAGUGCACUGUUUGAUAUAUUCAGAGGGAAAAUUGAAACCAUUGGUUGCUUGAAGAUCUAGGUCAGACUGGGGAGACUGGCCCGGGACGUUAAGGGACUUGAGGGGAGAGAAAGGUCUCAGAAAGGGGCUCCUUCUGGAAACCACAGUCACACCCAUUUUAUGUGCUGGUUCUACUCUGAGCAAUUUCCUCCCCUUGAGAUGGGGCUGGGGCUCUUUUAACUCCUCACCUGCCACCACAACAGAAUUCGGAGGUGGAGAGAAAGUACAGGACUUGAGCUGAGAAAAGAGAAGGAAAAGGAUGAAAUUUUGAUUUCCUUGAGUACCCUCCCCCUUGUCCAUUCCCAGUCUGAAGUGUUCUGUGGCUUUCCACCAGAGUACUUUACAGGUGGAAGCCCUCUUUAUUCUCUGCCUAUCUCCCACAUUACUCGCCUCUGCCUGGGUUCUGAGGACCUCUCUCUCUCUCUCUCUCUCUCUCUCUCUCUCUUUCUCUGCGGGGGGGGGGGCUCUAGUUUCUUUUGGUCACUCCCUCUGGCCAGCUUGCUUCCAACCCCCACUCAAUUAUUGAUCAUUUCUAGCACUGGGCAGAAAAUAAGCCUGAUUUUCUUCAAGCUUUUUUAACUUUCUCACUCUGGUAUCUGUUUCAAGGCUUACCCUAAGAACCAUGUGAAAGGGGCGGAGGAAAGGAGGAAAAGAGAAAAAAAAAAGUCUUAAGGCUUGCAGGCAAUUUUUACUGCCUGGAUUCAAAUUAACAUGUAAAUGAAAUGUAGCUAGCAGAGAAAAAAAAAUUUUUUUUUUUUGAAAUAGGGUCUUGCUAUGUAAUUCAGGCUGAUUUUGAACUCACUAUGUAGCCCAGGCUGGUCUCAAACUUGCAGCAAUCCUCCUGCCUCAGCCUCCCAAAUGCUGGGAUUACAGACAUGUACCACCCUGUCUACUGCCCCAAAUUAUUGCAGGUUAUAAGAAGACAGUUUUAGGGGCUGGGGAUUUAGCUCAGCGGCAUAAGCACCUGCCUUGCAAGCACGCGGUCGUGUGUUUAAUCCCCGGUACCGAUUAAAAAAAAAAAAAAAAGAAGACAGUUUUGCCAGGAGUGGUGGUACAUGCCUGUAAUCCCAGCACUCAGGAUGCUGAGGUGGGAGGAUCGUUGUGAGUUCGAGACCAGCCUAGGCUACAAAGUGAGCUUAAGGCCAGCCUGAACUGCAUAGCGAGGCCCUGUCUCAAAAAAGACUAAAAAAGAAAGAAAGAAAGAAAAAGAAAAGAAAAGAAAACAGCAUUAUCUCAGGUGAGGAGGAAGCUGAAGAAAAGUCAAGUUCAGUUUCUUUUUUUUUGAGAAAGGGUUUUGCUGCUCAGAUUGAUCUUGAUUUUUUUUUUUUUUUUUUUUUUUUAUCGGUACCAGGGAUCGAACUCACAACCACACACUUUCAAGGCAGGCACUUUUGCCACUGAGCUAAAUCCCCAGCCCUCAGAUUGAUCUUGAAUUCACCAUCUUCCUGUCUCAAGUCUCCCAAGUGCUGAGAUUACAGGCAUGUGUGCCACACCUGACUGAGGGAAUAUUUUUUUCUAUGUAAGCCAGUAAUUAGUAUUUUAAUAUUCCACAUAAAUAUUUGAUGAAAGCCAGACGUGGUGGUGCAUACCUGUAAUCCCAGCACUCAGCAGGCUGAGGCAAGAGGAUUGUUGAGAUCAGCCUGAACUGCAUAGUGAGACCUUGUCUCAAAAAGACAAAAAAAGAAAAAGUUGUUGAGAGCAUUGUUGGCAAUCUGGAGGCAGAGGCAAGAGGCUUGCUUCCAGUUUGAGGUCAGCCUAGGCUACAGAGUAAAACCCUAUCUCAAAAAAAAAAAAAAAAAAAAGCUGGUCUGAGUACAGUGGAAUUUACAACUAAUUGAUUUAAAGGGAGGAGAAGAACAAGAGGAAGGAGAAAAAGCAGGGGAAGAGGAAUAUUUCUGGGUUUAUGCAAUUUGGGUUUAAAGAGGAACUAUCUCAACUCUAGUAUCAAGAGAAGCUCGCUAGAGUUGUGUGGUGGUGCUUGUCUAAUGCUAGCACUCAGGAGGCUGAGGCAGAAAGACUGCUGCAGAGUUCUACACCAGCCUGGGCUACAUGGCAAGACCCUGUCUAAACAAAAACAAAAAACGAGAGGAGAAGCUCGCUGGAAGAAUUUGAAGGAAGUGCUUUUUGUUUCAGCAGCCUGAAGUUAUGUACACCAGGCCCACCUUCCAGUUCGAGUCUUUGUAACCCACCUUUUCCCAGCAAACAGGAAGGCCCUCCCGGGACCUUUGUGCUGUGGUUUGGGUGGUGUAGAUUUCAGCAGAACCUGGUUUCCUCACCAAGGAGUUACCCCAGGAGCGUGGUUAUGCCCUUCAUCUCUACCCUAAGCACUAUGUGAUUGUGAACCUUUUUAGCCCUGAGGUGAGGCAAGAAGGGGGUACCCCUAAAGGCCCUGUGUGUGUUGUGGAAUUCUGCGAAGGGCAGAGGAAUUGGCCCAGCCUGCCUGUGGUGUGGGUCAGGCAAGUGCUCUACUGUUGAACAUCUCAGGCCCCCUCAUUUUGUGACAGGGCUCCUAAGUUACCCAGAAUGGCAUGAACUUUUCAUCUUCCUGGUUCUGUCUCUCGAAUCGCUGAGGCCUGUUCCACCAUCAGUAAUUUAACUUUUCUUUCUCAUUGAUUCUCUCUCUCUUUUUUUUUGGGGGGGGGCAAGGUCACACUUUGUAGUCCAGACUGGCCUUGAAGCACAGCAAUCCUGCCUCAGCCUCCUGAGUGCUGGGUUUACGAGUGUGCAUUAUCAUGCCUGGCUCUUUCUCCAUUUCUGUUCCUUUGCUUUUUCUCCUUUCCACUUUCCCCUCCUCUUAUUAUAGACAGCUAAGUUAGGAAGCCAUAUUACCCAGUCAGAAAAGCCAGGUUGGGCUGGGGAUUUAGCUCAGCUGCACAAGCACCUCCUUGGCAAGUGUGAGGACCUUUGAUCCCUGAGACCAAAAAAGAAAGAAAGAAAGGAAGAAAGAAAGAAAGAAAGAAAGAAAGCGCAGCCAGGCCCUAGAUGGAAUCAGUGCAGAAGAUAAGAAGACACUGUGGCUGGAGGUACAUUCAUUGCAGGCCAGCCUCAGGACAAAGACAAGUGACUACACCUAGGUACCUCCCACAGGGAUCAAUAGUAGUGAUCAAUAUUCCAAAUGGCCAUCAGUCACCUGGGAGGCGGAGACCUCGAGACUCAUGUCUUCCAAAAGACGUCCUUGUUCUUCCCAUGCACACUUGCUACAGGCCUUGCUGCCCCACUGGGCCAACAGUACACAGGCAGAUUCCACGUGUAAUCUUAUUGGUUCCCCAUAGUUUUGUCCUACCUUAUAUCCAUUUUAUGAUGUUAUUGUUGUACUUCCCCAAAAAGGCCCCCGAGAUGAAAAAUGGGGCAAAACCCCAUUUUUGAUGGAAUGGAAAAGACAGGGCAAAACAACAUCGUUUUUAGGAAGAAGCGCUUUUAUUUUAGCUGGCCCAGCGACACAGUGCAGAUGGAAUUUGCAAAGCUGUGCAACUGAGUUAGAAUUUUGACUGAUUUUUUUUUUUUUUUUUGUCUUUUUCCUUUUUAUCGAUACCGGGGAUCGAACUCAUGACUGCCUGCUUGCAAGGCAGGAGCUUAUGCUGCUGAGCUAAAUCCCCAGCCCCUUGACUGAUUUUUAUAGUUCAUUUAUGAUUAGCUCAUUGAUCAUUAAGUACAUAGUGAUGAGAAACAGAAACAAGGUGGGCCUUUGUUCCCCUUUGCUUGAGGUAAGAGGCAUUUCACAGUGGGUGGUUAGCCAAUUCAUAGCUUGGUCUACCAAUUCCAGGAACAUUAGUCUCUUAUAAAGGGAGUAAUGGUUGACACAUCAUUUGUCUCUUACAAGGGGGAACAAAGGUUGACAUAGCACACAGGUUACUUGCGGGGGGUGAUGCAUGCAGAACAGCAUAACUACGCAGUCAGUUAAUCUAUAACUGUGGUUGGUGCUUGGUUACUAGGGUGACGAACGAGCUCAGUACAGAAUGACAAUAUUGCUAAUAACUAUCUUUUUAAUUAUUUUUGCUAAUUAUCUUUUAAUCAGUUAUUUUAAUUUUUCAGCAUCUUAGUAUAACAGUUAUACCUACCUUGUGAUUUUAAUGUAUAAAUCUUCCUUUGAAGCUGGGUAUAAUGGUGCAGGCCUGCAGUUCCCGUACUUGGGAGACUGAGGCAGGAUUGCCAUGAGUUCCAGGCCAGCCUCGCCUAUGUAAGAAAGUUCAAGACUAGCCUGAACUACAUAGCAAGACCUUAUCUCAAAAAAAGACAAAAAACAAAAACCAACAAAACUUCUGAGGACUGGGCUCAUGGUUAACCCACUGUCUGGUCCCCUCUGUCUCUCAGGAGCUGUCUCCCCCACAGUAAAAUUUCCUACUCUCUUUUUUUUUUUUAAUUUCCUACUCUUAAUUUCCAUUGUUCCUCAGAAUUCAUUCUUUGAUUUUGGGGAACUUGCAUGUAUCAAACACUUAUCAGAUUGGGAGUUAUAAUAGUUUCCUAUAUUGGGCCAGGGAUUUAGCUCAGUGACAUCAGCGUCUGCCUGGUAAGCGUGAGGUCAUGAGCUUGAUCCUCAAUACACCAAAAAAAAAAAAAAAAAAAAAGUUUCCUAUAUCAUUUGGAGGUCCUCUAUCACUUUGUCUUUUCCUCAUUCUCUGUCAUUAUGUGUUUCAGUGAAGCUGAGUCCACCUGUGGCAUUCAAUCCCCACCCCCAUCCCAGUCCUCCCUGUCAAGCCUGGAAGCCCAGCCUGUACCCAUCCCAUCUCGAGGCAAGUUAGUGGUGGAGAGCUCAGCCUGAGUCCUUCUGUGUACAUAGCGGGGAAAGGCGGGUGCUGCUUCUAUCUCAGAGUGGCUGUGUAGACUGAGCCAACUUCCAUACCACUUCACUUCCCAAUCCUUUUCCAGGUCUCUCUGCUUUGCAACCCAAUGACCUUGGUGGACAGGGCUCUGCUUUGUAUAUCAGGACUGGCUUAGGUAAAGGUCAAGAACACUGUCAGGGACCCUUAGUUGACUCUCACCCACUAUGGAACACGCUCAGCCUGAGCACCAAGUCCCUGAUAAGCCCAGGAGUGCAGAAGAGGUCACCUGUGAAAACCACGAGGUCCCCUUGGGAUCCGAGGAGCAGCCUCAGAACACGAAUGCUAAAGAUGCCAGUGGGGAGAGGGAGCAGGGAGACCAAAGACAGCUGGAGCUGGGAGACCAAACUCUGCUCCCUGCCCAGGGCAGGGAGAACCUUGAGUGCCCCCCACCUGAAGCCCAGGUGCGUCCACCUGGGUCCCCCGGCGGGAAGCCACGAGAAGUAGAGACCAUCGAGGCCUGCUGUGGGCCCCAGGAGCUUCCCCAGUGUCCCAGGGCCCGGCAGCCUGAGCCCGACUUCUACUGCGUGAAAUGGAUCCCCUGGAAGGGAGCACGGACGCCCAUCAUUAUGCAGAGCACUAACGGCCCUUGCCCUCUGCUUGCCAUCAUGAACAUCCUCUUUCUUCAGUGGAAGGUGAAGCUGCCCCCCCAAAAGGAAAUGAUCACAUCAGAAGAGCUAAUGGCCCACCUGGGAGACUGCCUCCUGUCCAUCAAGCCCCAGGAGAAAUCAGAAGGCCUUCAGCUUAAUUUUCAGCAGAAUGUGGACGACGCAAUGACAGUGCUGCCUAGGCUGGCCACUGGCCUGGAUGUGAAUGUGCGGUUCACAGGGGUCUCUGACUUUGAGUACACGCCUGAGUGCAGCGUCUUUGACCUCCUGGGCAUCCCUCUAUACCACGGCUGGCUGGCGGAUCCGCAGAGUCCUGAGGCUGUGAGUGCAGUUGGGAAAUUGAGUUAUAACCAGCUGGUAGAGAAGAUCAUCACCUGCAAACACUCCAGUGACCCCGACCUUGAGACGGAAGGUCUGAUUGCAGAGCAGUUCCUUGAGACCACUGCAGCACAGCUGACCUACCAUGGCCUGUGUGAGCUUACUGCGGCUGCCAAAGAGGAUGAACUUAGCGUCUUUUUCCGGAACAACCACUUUAGCACUAUGACUAAGCACAAGAAUCACCUGUACCUACUGGUCACAGACCAAGGUUUUCUACAGGAGGAGCAGGUGGUAUGGGAGAGCCUGCACAAUGUGGAUGGGGACAGCUGCUUCUGUGACUCUGACUUCCACCUCAGCCACUCCCUGGGCGAGGCAGCUGGGGCAGAGGGUGCUGGUGGCUCCCCGGAAAAGCAGCUGCAGGUAGACCAGGACUACCUUAUUGCCCUGUCCUUACAGCAGCAGCAGCAGCCACAAGGCAUGGUGGGCCUGACUGACCUGGAGCUGGCCCAGCAACUUCAGCAAGAGGAGUAUCAGCAGCAGCAGGUGGCCCAGCCCAUGCAGAUGCGGGCCCCACUGCCCCAGGGACGAGGAGCCACAUCUGGACGGCCAGCUGGGGAGCGGCGGCAGAGGCCAAAGCAGCAGUCUGACUGUGUUCUACUGUAGUUCUGCCUCUUUGUUCAGAGGCUGUGGUUGGCUGGUUUGCUUCCCCACUUCAGCCCCUGAUAUAUACAGGGUAACUUAUUUAUGGGUCGACGGGGUCAGGGCAGGCAAGGACAGACUCAGCCACAAGGCUGAGGCAGGAGGAUACUAAGGGCCAACUCAGCAACAUCCUUGCCCUCACGUGCUGCCGCCAUCUUCUCUCCCUCCCAUCAGGGAUCGGUGGGGAAGGAUUUCUGGUUUCCAGUUCCCUUCCUGGGGUAGCCUGUGGAACACACAGACUCAGGCUCCAGGGCUCUGUCCUUCUCUGGAAUGCAGAUCUCCUACCUUCCAUCUCCAAGUGCCUGGGGGCCCUUGGCUACUGCAGGCCCCUUUCCACUUGUUUCAGGGUUUGAUUUGGGUUUGUAUCUCUGUUAUUUGUAAUACCUGCCUAAGGUUUGGAAAUAAAACCUCUUUCCUGA